CUUGCUGCAAGCGUCGGACUGAUGUUUUUUGGUUAAGUAAAAUGAAAUUACUAAGUCAAUUAAUUUUGCAGAGCGCUAUUUUUGUCUUGUUUAUCGACGAUUCCUUUUGUGCGCCACAUUUCAACGGAAAUAAACGGAUAAAACAUCAGAUUUCAGUUGAAACUGAAGAGUGUCCUACUGCCAAUUUAGAGGGAUUAUUGAUUCCCACCGAAGAGCUAAGCGAAACUCCAACCAAAAAAUUGGUGCAAGAAUUUAAUAAUCUGAAAGAUCAGUUAACCAAUUCUGUGGAGUCGACCCAACUCAACCAAACCAUUCUGAUGCAAGUAAAAGGCGUGUGGCAAAGUCUAGUUGACAGUAAUUCGAGUGAAUUGGGAUAUUCAUAUAACACUGUGAAGGAAUUGAGGAAGAACAUGGCUCAAAUACUUUUUAUUGCCCAGGAACGCUUCUGUGAGUCUCCGGAUGAAACGUUUUUCAACGGGCAGUGCCUUCCUAUUGGCAGUACUAAACACUGCCCAUCAGAUAAUAUGGAACUAGUUGACGGGUCAGAUAACAAUGGAUUUUGUGAUUGUUUAGACAUAGAAGGAGAGAACAGCUUAAGCAUAAUUUUUUCGGAUCGUACUGGCCAAUGCUAUUCACAAAAUACUCGGGGUCCUUGCAACGUUGGCGAAUGGUUUGUGCUGAAGGACAUUCCCCGGUGCGAAUCGAUUCCAGAUGAAUGUCCUGAUGAUGGCCGACACGUCUACGGAAAUGUGAAAGCCAAUUUCACUUUGGAUUCUUCAGAGGAAGAAGAUUAUUGCUGGGAAAUAGGAACAACAUGUCCUGAUGAAGUGUCAGUAGUAAAGGCGAGGAUAGACGACGACGGAAACUUGUAUGUAUAUUGUCAAUAUGACUGGACGCUACGCAGAAAACAAAUCGAGGAUUUAGUGCAAGACUUCAAAUAUCUUCAAGCUCAUUUUACAAAUUCUAUGGAAUCGAACCAACCACACCAAACCAUUCUAAUUCAAGUAAAAGCCGUAUGGCAACUUCUGGGUGGCAGCAGUAAUUUGGCGGAUGGUUUGAAUGGAGAUGCUAGUACAUAUGUAGAAAAUCUCACUCAGUUAGACUUGAAAAAGGACAUGGCUAAAAUACUUUUCGUUGCCCGGGAACGCUUCUGUGAGUCUCCGGAUGAAACGUUUUUCAACGGGCAGUGCCUUCCUAUUGGCAGUACUGAACACUGUCCAGCAGAUAAUACGAAACUAGUCGACGGACCAGAUAAUAAUGGAUUUUGUGACUGCUACGACACAGGAGAAAACAAGUUAAGGAAAAUAUUUUCGAAUCAAACUGCCCAAUGCUAUGCACAAAAUACUCAGGGUCCCUGCGUCGUUGGAGAAUGGUUUGUGCUGCUGGGGGGCAUACCCCGGUGCGAAUCGAUUCCAAAUGGAUGUCCAGAUGAUGGUCGGCACGUCUACGGAAAUAUCAAAGCCAAUUUCACUUCGGAUCCUUCAACAGAAGCAGAUUGCUGGAAAAUAGGACAAAAAUGUCCUGAUGAAGUGUCAGUAGUGGGGGUGCAGCAAGACAAAGACGGAAACUUGGAUGUAUAUUGUGAAUCACCUUAUUCUACUGUUACUAUAGCCUCUUCUUUUUAUGUGACCUUAGCUAAAGAUGAGAAGUGUCGUAAUGGUACGAGGCGUAGCAGGUCCAAGAAUUGUGUAGGCGGGUUUUUUGGUUAAAAACAAAUUUGCGGUGUUUUGAAUGGUCUUUAAUAGAAUCCGCUUUAUAAAUCCAAGCUUAUUACAUACACAUCAACUUCUCUUA
Messenger RNA from Daphnia pulicaria, 1794 nucleotides. RefSeq lists its product as uncharacterized. The transcript is spliced from 6 exons. The record is from RefSeq and is a predicted model, not a curated record. Lineage: Eukaryota; Metazoa; Arthropoda; Branchiopoda; Diplostraca; Daphniidae. Bases 42 to 1709 code for a protein of 555 amino acids.